Molecule: messenger RNA, 164 nt
Organism: Amoebophrya sp. A120
Lineage: Eukaryota; Dinophyceae; Syndiniales; Amoebophryaceae
Source: the annotation of a GenBank genome assembly
AGAUCCCGAGCCUGAUGCUGACCAUGGCUUUGUCCUUUGACAGCCGUUUGACCACCUAUUUAUGGGUACUCCACUUUACAUGUUCUGCGGCUUUGCUUGAGCAUAGCCCGCAUGGCCGCGUUCUUCGUUGGCUCUUGACAUCAUCUCAAUCGGCAUUUCUCUAG